Messenger RNA from Microstroma glucosiphilum, 1080 nucleotides. RefSeq lists its product as hypothetical. The record is from RefSeq and is a predicted model, not a curated record. Lineage: Eukaryota; Fungi; Basidiomycota; Exobasidiomycetes; Microstromatales; Microstromataceae. The transcript has a single exon. Bases 273 to 977 code for a protein of 234 amino acids.
ACAUGUCAAUGCCCUCCUUCACAGCGAAAUUUACAAAGCUCAAGUCCGUAGUUCCCUACUGAAGGACGCCCGCGCCCUCUGUUCAGAAUACCAGACUUACCUGCAGAAUAUCGUCAACACGCUAGCAGCCACGAUUCAGGCCUUGAAAGUGGUGGUCGUACCUCGCUUCUCCCUGAAAGACGGUUCGGCUGUCGAGAAAGAAGAGUACAAGAGGCAGCACGAGCUUUUGACCGAAAUUGCCGCUCUGCACAAGGAGAUUGAAGGAAACACUAAUGGCACUGAAGAAUUGGCUAGUAUCUGUAGUACAAUUGGCGCGGACAAAUACGCAGUGGCACCCUCUAAGAAACGACAGAGCUUCCAGGCGGCAGAGCAGGGUAUUUCUCAGGAACUCAAGCGUCGAAAGAAGGGCAAGAAGGCAGAGCCAGGUGAGUACCAAGGCUCGAAACCUUGACUCGGAAGCUGUGAUCCGACAAGGUACCUCCAGAUGUAAGUCCAAUGCCUCUGACGGCCUUGCGCAUCUUCCUUCCCUUGUCUCAGACGCUGAAGAUGAAAAAGAGGACGUCGAUGUAGAUUACGAGCCGCCCCCUCGAUCCGCCGAUGAAGAUGGGUGCUCAAGCGUAGAGAGCUCUCAGGGAGAGAGCAUUGCCGAAGAAAGCGAGCUGGAAGGCCUCCGAGCUGAUGGCGACAAAGAUUCCGCGAUGACUGAGGCAGAAGACACCGCGAUGGCAAGCGUCGACGACUAUCAGCCUGUUGAAUCUCAAAAGGGCGAGCAUACGCCUGCUUCCACUGACAGCGACAGCAAGAAAAAGGGCCCUCGAGGUCCAAAGGAAGAGGCGUUCCUGGCGGGCGACGAUGGAGUGCCGACUCAAGGGGGAACUUCCACACACUAUGGAGCCGGAUCCUCCUUGCCUACGAGCCAGCAGAGCCCCGGAGAGCCUGGCAAGGCCGUUCGUCGAAGUGUCCGAUCAAAGCGAUGAGUGGCUGGAGCAUCAGUAUCCUCCCUUUGUCACGGGACCCCAGCUUCCCUACGCAUUCAUCCCCCUUGUCGAUACGGCCCAUGAGCCGCCUUCUGAACUCUUC